Messenger RNA from Cygnus atratus (black swan), 2611 nucleotides. RefSeq names its product ORMDL sphingolipid biosynthesis regulator 3 (gene ORMDL3). The transcript is spliced from 5 exons. NCBI's taxonomy places the organism in Eukaryota, Metazoa, Chordata, Aves, Anseriformes, Anatidae. Bases 1946 to 2407 code for a protein of 153 amino acids. Gene Ontology annotation, cellular component: endoplasmic reticulum membrane. The record is from RefSeq and is a predicted model, not a curated record. Gene Ontology annotation, biological process: intracellular sphingolipid homeostasis; ceramide metabolic process; negative regulation of ceramide biosynthetic process.
CGCGGCGGAGAGCCCGGGCCGGGCCGGGCCGAGCCGAGCCGGGACGAGCCGAACCGGGCUGAACCGGGCCGGGGCCGCAGCGAAGCAGGGAGGUGCUGUCACGGCAGCUGCUGGCAGCCCCAAAGCACCUUGCUCGGAGCCCCAGGACAGGUCUGGUUCUCCCGAGGGAGCCCUGGGCAGCCGGGAGCUCACGAGUGACGGGUGGGCAGUCGGUCACGCAGGCACAGAAAGGCCCGGGCAGAGAGGAAGGGCUCAGCUCCUCCAUCGCGUGUGCUGUUUGUGUCCCACCACGACUUUCUCCCUCCUUGGAUGGCCACCGUCCAACGUCAGCGCAGUCCUGACCUUCACACCCGGUCUGUUGAAACAUCCAAACUUUUCUGUCCUGAAACGGCGCUGCACGACUGGGACAGGCAGCUCAGCAGCCAGCUGCUGCAGGGGCGGAGCUGGAGUUCCUCCCGCUUUUGUCUCUCGCCUUGGUGUGUUUUUUUUUUUUUUCUGCAGGUGAACAAAUCCCCGGUGUAAAAUCAGAAAGCAAACAGCAUGGGAUCGGGGAUGGGGGUAGGGAUCUGAGCUUCGGCAGCGCGCUCCGUCAGCCAGACUUUUGCAAUAACGUGCAAAGCUCUGUGUGCAAUCUGAAGUGAGCAAAGAGCUUGGGCAAGGGCUGCGAACACGAGGUCAGAAACGGGAAAGAUUCGCAAAUGAAAUAUUUUUAAGGUGGGGAAGGCAGAGUUAGAAAAGCAUGCAAAAUUAUCCUAAUAAUAGGACCUAACGCUUGCCGUCGCCACAGCUGUCUUGCAAGGCUGAAUUCACCUCCUGUGCUGUUUGUACUCGCAUUUCACCACUCCAGUCAUUUUUACAAGCAAGGAAACUGAGGCAAAGGGAGGAGGAUUGCUUCACGUACAACUUCUGAGCUUGGCCCUUUGCCACCCAGCCUCAGCUCUGCAACUGCCCUCGUUUGCAGAUGGCACCGGGUGGAAGUUGCUCCUUGUUUUUUGACCGUCAGACUCGCAGUUGUCCCCAAAUGGAAACUGCGCUUUAUUCCUAAACGUCCAGGCUGCCCCUCCAGCUGUAGGUCUGCGGGCUUCUGCAGCCCUCGGAUAACGGCAUCACCUCGAGAAAAGAGGGGGAGCUGGAGGGCCUGGAAGAUGUCACCACCCCAGUUCCAAAGAGGAAACAAUCUUCUCUUUCUCAGUGUUAAUUAAACUCGAUUUUAAAGCUUCCAGUGAGGCCGUUCAGCAUCAGGCUUCCUGCACCGUCGAGUUGCUCCGAACCUCUGCUGUGCCGCUAACGCCGCUGCGCGGUUUGUCUCCGUUCUCUUUGCUGCUAUCUUCUGAGUACUUGAGGACUAUUCAUCACAUCUUUCUUGAGUGUUCUCUAGACUAAACAAACCCAUUUCCUUCAAGCUGUCCUUGCAGGUCAUGUUUUUCCUACACCUCUGCUCAUUCUCACAGCUCUCCCCUGGACUCCCUCCAGCUCCUCCCAGCACUGGACAGUACUCGAGCUGAGGCCUUACCAAUAUCGAGGAGAAUUAUUUCCUUUGUCUGGCAAGCAGCACUCCUGUUUAUGCAUUCCACAGCGGUGGUUGCUUUUUCUUUCUCUUUUUCCCAGUAGUAUGACAUUUUGGACUCGUGUUACGCCUCGCCGCAGCCCCCAGAUUUCCUUUCGAAAGCCUUUAGGAGCUGCAGCAGAUUAGGGACGGAGCUGCUCUCCCAGCCAGGCCUGGAGCGCUGAACUCCGGCUCCGAGUCCUGCUUCCAGACCAAGCUUCCUCGUCUGGAGUGCCCGGUAGCUGACAGCCUUUCGCCCAGGAGACGUGCCAAGAGGCUGAGCGACCUGCAGAUCUGUAGGGUUUUUUUCUACAAGGGAAACAAAAGCCUUCUCCAGAUGUGAACCACCUGGGUAGCAGAAGUAGUUUCAGGGGGUGCCCAACUGACACGAGAGCCACCAUGAACGUGGGAACGGCACACAGCGAGGUGAACCCCAACACCCGUGUCAUGAACAGCCGCGGCAUCUGGUUGUCCUACGUCCUUGGAAUCGGCCUGCUGCACGUUGUGCUCCUGAGCAUCCCCUUCUUCAGCGUGCCCGUGGUUUGGACUCUCACUAACAUCAUUCACAACAUGAGUAUGUACAUCUUCCUACAUACCGUGAAAGGAACCCCUUUUGAGACGCCAGAUCAGGGGAAGGCUCGGCUGCUCACGCACUGGGAGCAGAUGGACUACGGCGUGCAGUUCACAGCGUCCCGCAAGUUCCUGACCAUCAUGCCCAUCGUACUGUAUUUUCUAACCAGCUUUUACACAAAGUAUGACCGGAUACACUUCGUAAUCAACACCAUCUCCCUGAUGAGCGUCCUGAUCCCCAAGCUGCCUCAGUUUCACGGAGUCCGGAUCUUUGGGAUCAACAAGUACUGAACUGCGUAAACGGAGCGCAUGGAAGAGGAGCAGAGGCGAGGGGAAGUUCCUUCUCUCUUGCUCUGUUUCUUCACCCCCAUGCCCACUGGGAUCUGAUUUCACAGUGGCUGUUUAAACGCAGUACCCGAUAGACAUAUACCGCAUGCUGGAUCCUCAUGCCCAAUAAAUCUAAACAAGCUCCAGAGUAGAGUUUAGCGCGGAGCA